Ctenocephalides felis (cat flea) is the source of this 1641-nucleotide messenger RNA. RefSeq lists its product as uncharacterized. NCBI's taxonomy places the organism in Eukaryota, Metazoa, Arthropoda, Insecta, Siphonaptera, Pulicidae. The coding region runs from base 1 to 1641 and encodes 546 amino acids. The record is from RefSeq and is a predicted model, not a curated record. The transcript has a single exon.
AUGAAUAAAUUCUUACAAUUAAAAGACAUUCCCGAAAUAAUCCCCUCUUCUAACGAUGAUUUAUGCGAAAACCAUUUUACUACAACUACUACGCGAUCUCCAGAUGGACGAUAUGUAAUAGCGCUGCCUUUUAAAAAUGAAGGCAGAAAUUUAUACAACUCAUUUCAUUUAGCCUUAAAGCGAUACCACAUGCUUGAAAAUAAAUUUUUAAAAUAUCCCGAAUUUCAUAAGAAAUAUGCCGCCGUUAUAGAAGAUUACCUCACUCAAAACCAAUUAUCCUUUGUCGAUUAUUGUCCGGUAGAUCAUGAAGUCGAUGAUUUUAUUAAAAUAAAAAAUGGAUAUUAUAUUCCACAUUUCGCAGUCGAAAAAGAAAGUUCCUCCACGCCUUUACGCGUUGUGUUUGAUGCAUCUGCGAAAAAUUCAGAAUUCACUUCCUUGAACGAAAUUUUGCAUGUUGGUCCUAAAUUACAAACCGACAUUUGUUCAAUCCUUCUAAAUUUUCGUUUCGGGCCUAUAGCAUUAACAGCUGAUAUCAAACAAAUGUAUCGUAAUAUUUGGGUUCGUAAACAAGAUAGAAAAUAUCAAAAAAUCUUAUGGAGACCGUUUCCCGAUGCAACUUUUGGUCUAUCGUCAUCUCCCUUUCAAGCUAUCAGAACUAUCAAACAACUUUCCCGAGACGAAUGUUCCAAAUAUUCUCAAUCUAUUUCUAGAAUUCUUGAGAACGAUGUCUAUAUUGAUGAUGUGGUUACAAGUAUCGACUCCUUGGAUAGCGCUAAAACUAUUUGCGAAGGUUUACAGACUGUAUUACCGUCUGGUGGUUUUGAAUUAAAAAAGUGGGAAUCUAAUAAUUCUAAUCCACGUAAACUUUUUCCUAAUUCUGAUGUACAAAACAAACAUUUCUCUAAAUCGGAUUUUGAAAUAGAAACUUCUACAAAGGUAUUGGGAUUAAAAUGGGAUCCCUUAUCAGAUAAUUUUUCAUUCGAAAUAAAGCUUACGUGGAGAAAAUGGACAAAGAGACAACUUCUUUCAGUAAUAGCGCGAAUCUGGGAUCCUCUGGGUUUCCUAACUCCGAUAGUUGUUAAGAUAAAAAUAUUAUUGAAAAAAAUUUGGACAUUAAAAAUCGAUUGGGAUGAGGCAUUACCCUCAUUUAUUAUUACAUCAUGGUUAGCCGUAUAUUCCGAAUUAGAGCAUCUUAAUAACUAUCAGAUUCCGCGUUAUCUCGAAACGUCAAAACAAAACAAAUGUUCAUUAUUUGGUUUUGCGGAUAGCUCAGAGCAAGCGUAUGGAGCGGUAGUUUAUAUUAAAUCUCUUGGCAAUCCGAAUUUCUUGUUGAUUUCAAAAUCGCGUGUAACACCGAUUAAAAACCAAACAUUAGCCAGGCUUGAACUUUGUGCUUGUCAUUUACUGUCAAAACUUCUGAAUUUUAUAUUAACGAAUAACCAACAUAGUAUAGAUUUUGAUUCCAUUUACUGUUUUUCCGAUUCUAUGAUUGUCCUCCACUGGUUAGCAGGGCCGGCUACUCGUUGGAAGACAUUUGUAGCCAAUAGGGUAACAAAAAUACGGGAUCUCAUUCCUAAUGCACAAUGGCUUCACAUUCCUUCUAAUCAAAAUGCAGCCGAUUGUGUUUCCCGAGGUGUUUGA